ACCGACAUCCGGUGAGCCCGUCGGGCAGGCGGGCCCCGCGGCAGCCAUGGUGCGGUUCAAGCACAGGUACCUGCUCUGCGAACUGGUGUCCGACGACCCGCGCUGCCGCCUGACUCUGGAGGACCGAGUACUGGUCGGCCUGAUUCGGGACACGAUCGCCCGGGUGCACGGGACCUUCGGCGCGGCCGCCUGCUCAUCGGUUUCGCCAGUUCGAUACCUCAAUGCCUAUACCGGAAUAGUGCUGCUUCGAUGCCGAAAGGAAUUCUACCGGCUGGUGGGGUCAGCGCUUCCCUUCAUCACGUGUUUGGAGAGCAAAGGACACCGUUACCCUUGUUUUCUCAACACGUUACACGUGGGAGGUACAAUUAGAACAUGUCAGAAGUUCCUGAUUCAGUACAAGAGACAGCUGUUGAUCUUGUUACAGAACUGCACUGACGAAGGUAAAGCGGAAGCUAUCCAGAAGUCCGUGGCGAAGAGCUGUUUACUAGAGAGUCAUCUGGAGAGGAAAGGGGUUUCCGACAGUGGAGGUGAGGAAGCUGCUGAAGCAAUGCCGUCAUGAACUGCUCACCCACAGGGCAGGCUACGCUACACUGUGUCCAAGCCUCAGAUUGGAUGACAGUCAACCAGGGGUCGAUUUUCCAGCUUGAACUGGAGGCCACACUCAACUACAACGCUGGAGUUGCUUUUACAGAGUGUUUCUGGUUAAGUGGUUCUGCAGGUUGUAAAGGCUGUAUACUUGUGGAUAGUCCUGUAUCUAAUUACUUGGCUAAUUUGGUUUUUAUAGCAUUGAGCAUAAUAACUUACUAAAAGGGCUUAUACACUU
Molecule: messenger RNA, 823 nt
Organism: Lepus europaeus (European hare)
Lineage: Eukaryota; Metazoa; Chordata; Mammalia; Lagomorpha; Leporidae
Gene: POP5
Product: POP5 homolog, ribonuclease P/MRP subunit
Biological process (GO): tRNA 5'-leader removal
Cellular component (GO): ribonuclease P complex
Molecular function (GO): ribonuclease P RNA binding
Source: RefSeq, a predicted model, not a curated record